CCUGUACCUGACUGCCCAUUCUGGAGGCUUCCAGACAGCCCAGUUAGUGCCCAAGCCUGAGAGGAUGGCUUCAGAUGGAGCACCUGCAUUGCCGGGAUCGGAUAUGACCAUGAGACCUGGUGCCGCCCUAUCUCCUUUUACUACGCUCUCCUUUCCCCCACCUGCUCCUGGUCCUCCAGACCAACCACCCUGGGAGCCACCUCCACAGCCUCCCAUGCCUUCAGCUUUCUCUUCAGGCAACCCUCUGGUUCUCUCUGCUUUCCCCAGCCCACUGUUGGUGACAGGGGAUGGGAGCCCUGGCCCCAGUGGGGCUGGGACUGGCAAAGUCAUUGUCAAAAUCAAGACAGAAGGGGGGCCAGCUGAGUCCUCUCAAGCUCAGAAUUUUAUCCUUACCCAGACUGCCCUCAAUUGGAUUGCCGUAGGCACUCUCUGUGGGGGCCCUGAGGGUCCUCCACCUCAAUUUGUGACGUCCUCUAGUGUGAAAACCAUUUUGCCCACUAAGGCUGCAGGGGUAAGCCAAGAGGGUCCCCCAGGCCUUCCUCUUCAGGUUCCGCCACCAGCUGCCCAACUCGCCCCCAUUGUGCCUCUGGAAAAUGCUUUGCCAGGGCCACACAGGACAACUGAGGAAGGAGGUCCUACAGCCACCCAAUCCAAGCCUUCACUGGGUGACCUCUCCUAUGCUUCCAAUGGUGUUUAUGAGAACUUCCGUCGCUGGCAGCGCUACAAAGCCUUGGCCCGGAUGCACCUAUCCCAAAGUCCUGAUGCAGAAGCUCUUUCCUGCUUUCUUAUCCCAGUGCUUCGUUCCCUGGCCCGGCUGAAGCCCAGUAUGACCCUGGAGGAGGGACUGCCAAGGGCCGUGCAGGAGUGGGAGCACACCAGCAACUUCGACCGGAUGAUCUUUUAUGAGAUGGCAGAAAAGUUCAUGGAGUUUGAGGCCGAGGAGCAGAUGCAGAAUGCACAGCUGAUGAAUGGGUCCCAGGGCCUGUCUCCUGCAGCUCCUUUGAUACUUGAUUCUCCAGGGCCCCCAGCCCCUAGGAUUUGCCAGCAGCCCGUGUACAUUCCAAAAAAGCCAGCCUCCAAGGCACGGGCCCCACGCCGGCGACAGCGCAAAUCCCAGAGGCCUCUAGUUCCUGAGACACCCAAGGAGAUCCCACCAGAAGCCGUGAAAGAGUAUACUGACAUCAUGGAAGGGCUUGUGGGGAGUCGCUUGGCCAUUGGGGAGUCAGAUGGAAAAUGGGAAGAGGAAGAGCAGCAGCAGGUGGAGGAAGGGAUGUACCCAGAUCCAGGUCUCCUGAGCUACAUCGAUGAACUGUGUUCUCAGGAGGUCUUUGUCUCCAAGGUGGAGGCUGUCAUUCACCCUCAAUUUCUGGCAGAUCUGCUGUCCCCAGAACAACAGAGGGAUCCCUUGGCCUUAAUUGAGGAGCUGGAGCAAGAAGAAGGACUCACUCUUGCCCAGCUGAUCCAGAAGCGACUCCUGGCCUUGGAAGAAGAGGAGGAUGCGGAGGCGUCUCCAAGUUGCUGUGGAGCUCAAUCAGAGUCAAGUCUUUCUGUUUCUGAUGAGGAUGAAGAUGGGGGUGGGCGGCUUCGGCCCUCACCUGGGCCUUGCGGGGUUGGGGCUGCUGUUUGCCUUGGAAAGGCUGCUUCUCCAGGGAAGCGGGCAAGAGAAAGGCAUUGUGUGAAGGAGCGUGCCCUGGAUGGCCCAAGGGUGAUGUACAGGGGUGAGAACACUCUGUCAUCCUGCAGCAGCCGGGACUUGCAGCUACAACUUGCAGCUCCACAGAGAACUCAGGGACCCACGGGUAUUGAGAGAAGAGGGUCUGGAAAGGUUAUAAACCAGACAUCUCCAUAUCAGGAUGGCCACCUGGGAGGGGCUGGGUCCCCUGGGCACCACCUGGUGGCUGAUAGGACUUCAGAGAGUCUGCCCCUUUGCUGGCAGAAAAGCCUCCAGACUGAGAGAACUCCCAGUUUGGACGCUGUACUUGCAGAACUGGCUCCUCUGCAAGGACAGGGGUUAGAAAAGCAGGUCCUGGGGCUGCAGACAGAACAACAGAUGGGGAGUCCUGGAGUGCUUCCUUCAGGGAAGGAGCCUUUAACAGUGCCCCCGGAAGGCUCUUCAGGAGCCAUGUGGGGAGAUGACAGAGGGCCUCCCAUGGCUCAGAGUUAUGAUCAGAUCCUUUCCCCUGGAGCAGCCAGGUACGGGGACGGGGCCUCUCUCAGCCCAGGACUUUGGCUGAGCAGUGAGAUAGCUGCUGUAGGCUUGGAGUUGCCUUUACAAAUUGAAGAGGUCAUAGAGCGCUUCCAAGAUGGAGAAUAUAUAACUGAGCACCAGAGAGGCUGCCAGGCACUGGGCUGCAGAAGCAACAUUUCCUUGGGUCCUGGAGAAACCAUAGCACCUGGGGAUGUGGGGAGCAGUGGGAUUCCCUGCAAAGGCACAGAUACCACAGCCACCCUAGAAAAGAGAAACUACUGCAGCUUGCCAGGACACCUGAGGGCCAACACUCCGAACUUGAGGCCCAAAGAAAAUAGAGAACAGAGUCCUGAGACCAUACAGGACCCCAGUGAUGUGUGGGCUGAAGGUUGCUCCCCAUUGCUGGAAAGCAGAGUUGGUGCUUCAACACUGGGGUCUUCCAAAGAAACCCUCCUGCCCAUAUGCCAAGGCAGUCUCCUUAUCUUGGGGACCCAGGGUGCCUCCUUCUCAGAGGCCAGCCAAGAGGCAGGGAGCAGGGGCAAUUAUUCUCCUCUGUUGGAAACCAUAGAACAUGUCAACAUACUAGAUGUUAGAAAUGACCUUGACCUCCAUCUAGGGAUCAGUGAGGAUACCCACCCACCAAAUUUUAAUUCUUAUGACCCCCAAGGAGAGGGCAGGGAGGAUACUGAUCUAUCCAAGCCUAAAGACCUUGCUCCUUUACAAGGGGAUCAAGAGUCUUACACACUGGGGACACCCAAAUCAACAUCUCCUCACCAGUGCCUUGGAAGCACUUCCCCAAGAUGGGACACCAGUGAUGCCUCAGUUCUGAGACAAACUUCUCCUGUUAGAGAAACACAGAGCUCAGCAGAUGGGACCAAAGGAAAGGAGAAAGAAGAGGAGGAGGAGGAAGAUGAGGAACUCUCCAACUUUGCCUCCCUCUUGGCCUCUAAACUUAGCCUGUCUCCGCGGGGGCUUCCUCUGGGUCCUCACCAUGCUGCGGGAGGCUGGGGCAUCCCCAGAGCAUCUUGCCCCCUCUCUACUGAGACAAGAGGCCUUGGGCAACCUCAGUUUCCUAUUGCCAAGUCUGGGAAGCAAGCUCUAGUUGGAGGUCCAGGCCCUGCUGAAAAGAGACCCCAACCAGGAGCUCAACUCAGGGUCUCUGGGGAGAAACCCCUGGCUAUGGGAGUGGUUCAACCCGCACAGCCUCGUAAAAGGCGGUGUGAUAGUUCUGUCAUGGGCAGAAGGAAGAAACAACGUCGUAGCCAGUAGGAUCAUCCUCCCCCACAUGCCAGUCCCCAGAGCAGAUUUCACCCUUGCUGCUCACCAGUGGAGAAUCAGCCUC
This is a messenger RNA of Cynocephalus volans (Philippine flying lemur), 3530 nucleotides long. It is a transcript of the gene NUTM1, whose product is annotated as NUT midline carcinoma family member 1. The record is from RefSeq and is a predicted model, not a curated record. NCBI's taxonomy places the organism in Eukaryota, Metazoa, Chordata, Mammalia, Dermoptera, Cynocephalidae. The transcript has 7 exons. The coding region runs from base 65 to 3457 and encodes 1130 amino acids.